This is a messenger RNA of Diaporthe batatas, 1594 nucleotides long. RefSeq lists its product as uncharacterized. Gene Ontology annotation, molecular function: fatty acyl-CoA hydrolase activity. The record is from RefSeq and is a predicted model, not a curated record. Bases 172 to 1143 code for a protein of 323 amino acids. Gene Ontology annotation, biological process: acyl-CoA metabolic process; fatty acid catabolic process. Lineage: Eukaryota; Fungi; Ascomycota; Sordariomycetes; Diaporthales; Diaporthaceae. The transcript has a single exon. Gene Ontology annotation, cellular component: peroxisomal matrix.
GAAAGCCCACCUUAUCAGCGACAGCUUGUCAAACUUGAUAUAUUUCCACGCACACACUACCAGGAAUCCUGGCACCGGAGGGGGGAAGGAUCAAUUGAUAGUCUUUGAUCGACAUUUCACACUCGUUCACUCAAUCACUUGCGUUUAACUGCACUCGUUAGUCCCUCAAUCAUGGCGCGGAGAUUAGCAGACCUGCUCGCAAUCGAGCAGACGGGGCCGAACCAGUUCAUCUCCAAGGAGCCGCCGCAGCGCCUGGGCAACGCGAUGCCCAUCGGCUACGGCGGGUGCACGGCGGGGAUAGCAGCGCGCGCGGCGAGCGAGACGGUCCCGGGCUCGUUCGCGCUGUACUCGCUCGUGGGCCACUUCCUCGGCCCGGCGUCGACGACCGAGAGGCUGGCCUGCACCGUCCACGCGACGCGCGACACCAAGACCUUUGCGACGCGGCGGGUCGUGGUCAGCCAGCGGCAGCCCGGCGGCCAGCUGCGCCCGUGCAUGGAGCUGACGGCCGAAUUCCACGUGGUCGAGCCCGCGGUGCUGGCGUACUCGGCGCCGCCGUCGAUCCCGUUCGCCGGGCCCGCGGAGAGCCCCACGGCCAUGGAGCUGGCGGACAGGGCCGUGGCCCAGGGCCUGUGCGGCCGGGAGCUGGUCGAGAAGCACGUCAUCAUGUUCACGAUGAUGGAGCAGUACUUCGACACGAGGACCUGCGCGGAGGGCCUGAACGGGCAGAACGUCCUGGGCCUGGUGCGGACGCUGCCGACGGACCAGGACCACCUGCCGGUGACGGAGAGGAGCUCGGGGGACUGGUCCAAGACGAAGGAGCCGCUGGCGUCGGCGGGGGAGAAGAACGCCGCCCUCGCGUUCCUGAUGGACGGCGGCCUGUCCUUCCUCCCGCUGUGGCACGAGAAGAUGUGGUUCGACGACGCGGGGGCCUGCUCGACGCUGGAGUUUGCCCUGCGGCUCUUCACGCCCGACGUCGAUCUGAGCAGCUGGCACCUCCGCGAGAGGAAGACGAUCGCCGCGGGGUUCGGCCGGUCGUACUCGGAGAGCCGGCUGUGGGACGAGAAGCGGAACUUGGUGGCCUGCAUGACGCAGCAGUGCAUACUGCGGGCGAAGCCACAGGACAAAGGGAGGGCGUCGCUGUGAAAAGAAGAAGGAUCUGCGCGACUGUGACUGUGCAUAUUUAUAUACCUACACUACACUCUAGACUAGAUGGGACAUUUUUCCUUGUUUGUUUUGAUUUGGGCCAGGAUGGAUCAGGGCUGCCCACUGUGCUGUCCUCAUCACGGUAUGCCCGUUGCAUGUUCACACGUGGGCCUUCGGGCAAGUCAUGACUCGCGCCCCUGAGAGAGAUCGACACAGGUCGAUCUGUGUUUCAAACCCACCUGGACAGCCGCAGUCAAUGCCGGAGACAGGCCAAGCGAGAUGAAGUAUGGGGUGAAGAGAGAAAGGGAUAGGGAUGGAGGCUGGCUGUGACGACGACGUCGCGCCCGGAAUAAGGUUGGAUAUCAUAUUUCGGCUAAGGAGCGUACAUUAGAGAAGAGACCGCCAAAUGUGGAAUACACGAGAAAUAUUCAACAUGAUCAACAAUUCUUAA